AUGCUUUCUCUGCAAACUCUGCCCAUGGUGAAACUUAUAAAGGUACAGAAAAUCAGUUAUGUAUGGGACCAAGAAGAGCAACAAUUUUUAAGAGCUGGGGUCUUAGAGGACAACUUAACUUGCUAUGACAUUCACUCAAAAUUUGGAUCUGGACUAACAACUGAGGAACAAAAGAUCAGAAGAUCUAUAUGUGGACCGAAUGCAAUUGAGGUUGAUGUUGCUCCCAUUUGGAAGUUACUCUUCAAAGAGGUUUUAAAUCCCUUUUAUGCCUUUGAAGCAUGCAGUCUGGCUCUCUGGUUGGCCGUCGGCUUCAUAGAAUAUUCCAUUGCUGUUAUUAUCAUGACUCUUAUUUCCAUUGUGUUUACUGUGCACGACCUAAGAAAGGAAUCAGUAAAGCUUCACAAUUUAGUUGAGUCCAAUAACAGUAUCAAAGUCACUGUGUGCCAAAAAAAUGGAGAAUGCAAAGAAUUGCAGUCCCGUUACUUAGUCCCAGGAGAUGUAAUCGUUCUGACAGGAAAGAGACUCUUUUUACCAUGUGAUACUGUACUAAUAAGUGGAGGAUGUAUUGUAAAUGAAAGCAUGCUCACAGGUGAAAGUAUCCCAGUGUCUAAGACCCCUUUGCCUCAUCUUGAUCACACUAUGCCAUGGAAAGCCCAUAGUGGAGAGGAUUUUAAAAGACACAUCCUUUUCUGUGGAACUGAAGUGAUUCAGACAAAAUCAGCAAACAAUGGUCAAGUGAAAGCUGUUGUAUUGAGAACUGGUUUCAACACUGCUAAAGGUGAUUUGGUCAGGUCCAUUCUCUACCCAAAACCAAUGAAUUUCAAGUUGUACAGAGAUGCGUUCAGAUUCCUUAUGGUUUUAGCAGCUGUUGCUCUUAUAGGAACAGUGUACACAAUUGCUGUCUUUGUAAUAAAAGGGGAAUCUCCCACUGACAUUUUGAUAAAAGCACUAAUCAUCAUUACUACAGCAGUUCCUCCUGCUCUGUCUGCAGCCUUGUCAACUGGCAUGAUGUAUGCACAGCGCAGGCUUAAAAAACAAGGAAUAUUCUGCAUUAGCCCUCAGAGAAUAAAUGUGUGUGGAAGAUUGAACAUUAUCUGUUUUGAUAAAACUGGCACAUUGACUGAAGAUGGGCUGGAUUUAUGGGGUGUUCUUCCAGCAAAUGGAAACUGUUUUCAGGAAGUACACAGUUUCACCUCUGAUAGGACUUUGCCUUGGGGACCAUUGCUUGGAGCUCUGAGCAGCUGUCAUUCAAUAGUUGCUAUUGAUGGAGAACUACAAGGGGAUCCAUUAGACCUAAAGAUGUUUGAAGGCACCCAGUGGGAAGUGAAAGACUUUAACUCUGAAGCAAAUGAAAUUGCUGCUUCCAACCUAAUUGUAAAGCCAGGAUCAUCUUCUGGAAUGGUCCCCGUGGAAGGAAUUGCAAUUAUCCACCAGUUUCCAUUUUCCUCCAGCUUCCAGCGCAUGUCUGUAAUCACUCAGACAAUUGGAGAAGAUUUCUUUGUAAUGUAUAUGAAAGGAGCCCCAGAGAUGGUCACUAAGUUUUGCAAACAGGAAAGUGUUCCAAAAGGCUUUUUAAGUGAGCUUCAGUUUUACACCAUGAAAGGAUUUCGGGUGAUUGGAUUGGCCUAUAAAACUCUAGAGAAAAAAGACAUUAUGAGAGAUACCAACUUUAUUAGGGAGGAGGUUGAGUCAGAUUUGGAAUUUCUUGGCUUGCUAAUCCUGGAGAACAGAUUAAAACCUGAAACUAAACCUGUUUUACAAGAGCUGAGUUGUGCUAAUAUCAGGACUGUUAUGAUCACAGGUGAUAAUUUACAAACAGCUAUAACAGUAGCAAGGACAUCAGGCUUAGUCCCAGAGACCAGCACUGUCCUUCUUGUGGAAGCUGAAGAACCAAGUGGACUAUCUUCAGCAAAGAUUUCUUGGCACCCUGUUGAAAGACAAGAGCAUAGCUCAAGUAAUACAAAAGAGACUUUUAAUAUUGACAUUGAAAAAAGAUCAAUAGCAGAAGAAGCAAGGGGUGAUUAUCAUUUUGCAAUGAGUGGGAAGACAUAUCAGGUUAUCUUACAGCAUUUCCAGAGUUUGUUACCAAAACUACUAGUGAAUGGCGCCAUUUUUGCUAGAAUGUCACCUGGACAAAAAUCAAGUCUUAUUGAGGAAUUUCAAAAGCUUGAUUAUUAUGUAUGUAUGUGCGGGGAUGGAGCCAAUGAUUGUGGUGCUUUGAAAGUGGCCCAUGCUGGAAUAUCACUCUCUGAGCAAGAAGCAUCUGUGGCUUCACCAUUUACUUCUCGUACUCCAAACAUAGGAUGUAUCCCCCAGCUGAUUAAAGAAGGCAGAGCGGCCCUUGUCACAUCUUUCUCUGUGUUUAAGUAUAUGACUCUUUAUGCCAUGAUUCAGUUUGUCUGUCUGCUGCUAUUAUACUGGCAAGUAAAUAUCCUGUCCAACUACCAGCUUCUAGUUCAAGAUGUUGCAGUCACAAUCUCAGUCUGCUUAACAAUGAGUUUGAACCAUGCAUACCCAAAACUGGCUCCAUAUCGACCUCCAGCACAGCUCAUGUCUCCUCCCCUCCUACUCUCAGUGGUGCUUCAUGUGCUCCUUACUGUGGUAAUCCAGGUGUAUGGCUUCAUUAUUGUCCAGCAUCAGUCAUGGUAUUCCUCACAUCCUUCCAGUGUUUGCAUCUUAGGAAAUGAAACUUUUGCAAGCAAUGUUUCCAUGUUCAGUAACCAGAGCAGUAUCUCUACAACAGAAAGUGGAAAUGGGGUAUUUAAAUUGAACAUUAGCCAUAAGAGCUAUGAAACUACAACACUGUGGCCCCUGACUACUAUUCACUGCAUAAUUGUUGCUUUUGUGUUCUCCAAAGGGAAGCCAUUUCGACAGCCAAUAUACACUAAUUACAUAUUUUCUAUUGUGCUAAUGGCCCAGAUUGGGGUUUGCAUUUUCCUGUUGUUUGCAGAUAUUGAGAAAAUAUAUAAUAUAAUGGAGCUUGUAUGCACACCUAUUGGUUGGAGAAUCACUAUCUUCAUUAUAUUGAUAGUCACUACUGCUGUCUCUAUCUUAGCUGAGGAGAUGAUAAUAGAAAACAGAAAACUCUGGCUGCUACUAAAGAAAUGUUUCAACUAUAGAUCGAAGAGCCAGUACAGAAAAACUAUAAGGAUGGUGGAAACAGAUCCUGACUGGCCUCCAAUUAACCGUACUUACCGAACCAAACCAGUCAGUCGACAUACAAAUGACAAAACACAAGAAUAUAACAACCCAGCAUUUGAAAACAAUGAGAAGCAAAUGUUUUGAAUAUCUGAAUUUGGUUGAGAUUACAAUAAUGACUCAUCCAGACUAAUGUGCAGAGAGCCUAAUAACUGUUUCAUUGAUUUAGAAAAACUAAUAAAAGUUGUGUGCAAUAUUCAAUUACUUUUCUGAAUGUCCUCUAAAUAGAUCUGCAGGGAAGCAUACUUACUCUGCAAAUUCUAUUCUCACAUAGCCAUAUUUUACACUCGUAACAGCUGAUUGUGUGGUAAAAUUUAGGGAAUUAGUUUUUGUGAUACAAUAAAUAUAAUGAUUAAUUAUCUUUGUAAUUAUUUGUAAUUAUCUAUCAGUACUAUAAAAGGCCAUGAACAUAUUUUGAUUGAUUUAUCUAGUUGAUUAUACCUACGCUCCUAAAUUUUACACUUUUUAAACUCUCAAAUUUGCAACUGGAAAUGCACCGUACUACAAACCUUUCUUUAACUGGCCUUAGCUGGCCUUUAACUGGCCUUAGCAGAGGUGAUAACAUAAGAUACUGCAAAAAAAAUGUAAGUUUUACCAACAGAAUGACAGUGACAAGACUUGUAUUUUCCAUUAAUAAGCCCAGAUCGGUUCCUCCUAAUAAGACAAGUGGUGGGACAGCAAAUGAGGGGUUAAUACAUGCAUUAAGUUCUCACACUCCUUUAAUUCUUAAUUCUUUAAUUACAAGAUGUUUAAGGUCACUUUUACUUGAAUUUGAUGCUCUGGGUUAUUAAUAAUUAUAAUAAUAAUAAUAGUAAUAUAUUAAUAUAACCAUGUUUGUUAUUAGAGAUGUGCAUUCGAUUUCAGACGAAUGAACAUUUGUCACAAAAAUGUAAUUUUUGUUUUGUAAACCGAAUGACGAAAAUGAAAAAAAGAAAACAAAAAAUACUGCCAACAUUGGUCAGUAUUCAUUUGAUUUCUCUAAUAUUUUUUUAAGGGUUAAAUACUUACCUUAAUAUGCUGGAGAGCGCGAUAACCCAAUCCUCUUCUUGCCAGAUCCUUGGCAAUGCUAACAGGAUGCUUAGUGCGCUCGGCUCCUAGGACCUACACUAAAGUUAGUGCAGACCCUGGGAAUGAGAGCAUUAAACCAGGUGCGAAAGGAGCUCUGGCAAGAAGAGGAUCGGUUUAGUGUGCUCCCCAGAGCAUGUUAAUUUAAGUAUUUAUAGCUUCAUUUGAACUUUUCACCUGUAGUUUUGAAACAUUUACAUUUGUUUAACAAAAAAUAAUGUAAAUGUUUAAUUUAAAAUAUCAUUUUGUUUUAAAUUAAACAAAAACCGAAUAGAGCAGGCAACAAAUAUUCGGGGGAACUGAAUUUCCUCGAAUAUCAAAAAUGAAAAUUUCAUCCUUAACAAAAUUUUCUGGCCUGCACAUGUCUAUUGGUUAGGCACAACUGGGGAAUAGUUAAAGUGAAGGUAAACUUUGAUGAAUGAAAGCACGUUUUUUAAAAAUACUAUUAAAAACAGGGGCACUUUCAUUCAUCAAAGAUUAGAAAGCAGCCGUUUUUAUUAAAAACUUACCUUUUGUUUUUUUCACAGCCAGAGCAACUUCCCCCCACCCGUCAUCAAUGACUAAUCUGGCUUCCUCCAAUCACAGCUUUCUCCCAAGGGGAGUCAUUGCCUGAGGCUAUGCCGUGAUUGGAGGAAGCUGGAUUAGUCAUUAAUGACGUGUGAAGAGAGGAUCUCCGGGUGCGGGAAGCUGCUCUGGCUGUGAAAAAAAACAAAGGUAAGUUUUUAAUCAACACGGCUGCUUUCUAAACUUUGAUGAAUGAAAGUGUUCCUGUUUUUAAUAGAAUUUUAAAAAAUCUGGCUUUCAUUCAUCAAAGUUUACCUUUACUUUAAUAAAGGGAUUAUUUAUCUUUUUUAAACAGUAAAAAUUAUUUUGUAGACUGUCCCUUUAAGUAUUUAGUUACUAAUCUUAUAUGCUGCAGGAAUCAUUAGAAAAGAUAUGAACAUGCUCAACAACAAUGUUAAAAUAAAUUAUUGUCUUUUCUUUAUUAUGUAAAUCAUUACCAUUAGGCUCAAACUACACAAGGCAUUUGCUUAUCUGCAACUGAACAAAUAUCUGUUAUCUAAACAUACAUAUAUGAGGAUUUUUAACUUAUUGUGGGGCUAUGCAAUACUGUGUAAUACAUUGUAAUUGAUUAUGUCAAAUUGCUGCUCUAAAUGUUAUAUCUUUUGCUAUUAAUAUUUGUUAUUUAUAUAUUUUAUUGCUUCCCAUACAGUUUUGUUUAUCUGUGCUAAUUGACUUUUGAAUAUUUUUGUGUUACAUUUGCAAAAAAGUUUCGGUUAUAAAUUUCUUUAUUAGUGUU
Bombina bombina (fire-bellied toad) is the source of this 5563-nucleotide messenger RNA. Its product is annotated as probable cation-transporting ATPase 13A4. Gene Ontology annotation, cellular component: late endosome membrane. Bases 1 to 3285 code for a protein of 1094 amino acids. Lineage: Eukaryota; Metazoa; Chordata; Amphibia; Anura; Bombinatoridae. The record is from RefSeq and is a predicted model, not a curated record. Gene Ontology annotation, biological process: polyamine transmembrane transport; intracellular calcium ion homeostasis. Gene Ontology annotation, molecular function: ATP hydrolysis activity; ATP binding; ATPase-coupled monoatomic cation transmembrane transporter activity. The transcript has 28 exons.